GAUUUAGGGAGUCUCUGAAAAAUGGGAAGUCGGAUGAAGGAAGACGAGAAAAAUGAGAAGAUCAUUCGUGGUCUCCUGAAACUUUCUGCGAAUAGGAGGUGUAUGAAUUGUAACAGUCGGGGGCCUCAAUAUGUGUGCACUAAUUUCUGGACAUUUAUCUGCACAACCUGCAGUGGGAUACAUCGGGAGUUUACACACCGUGUAAAAUCAGUAUCGAUGGCUAAAUUUACUUCACAAGAAGUAAGUGCUCUUCAAGGAGGGGGAAAUGAGCGUGCUAGGGAAAUUUACUUCAAAGAAUGGGACCCACAGCGUCAUUUUCAACCAGAUAGCAGUAAUGUUGAGAGACUCAGGGACUUCAUUAGGCAUGUUUAUGUGGAUAGAAGAUAUACCGGUGAGAGGAGUAUUGAGAAGCCUCCUAGGGUGAAAAUGGGUGAUAGGGAGGAUCCUCAUGAAAACAAAAGGUUCGAUACAUAUCGUGGCGGUUCUCGUAGUCCAUCUUAUGAGGAUGCAUAUGUACGUCGAUAUGGUGAAAGAUACGGUUCUGGUAAUAGAAGUGAUGACAGAAAUUACAGAUGUAGUUAUGAUGAAAGGCGAAGUCCUGGAUAUGAUCAACAAAGUCAAAGACAUGGUGACUACAGGAGAACUACCGCUCGCUUUGAAGUGGUCGAUGAUAGGUUUCGGGAUGAUAGAUUUCCAAAUGGCAGGAGAUCUGAAGGCCACAGGUCUUCUGAUGGAGAGUCCAGGCUGGAGGGGAAGUCGCCAAACCGUCAAAAAGACCUGGAUGUGUCCAGUCUUCCUAUGGUUCGUUCUGUUAGAGAUAUCUUGGGGGAGGAUGUUCCGCCUCUUCAGGUUGGUGAACUUCUGAAAGAGAAUGGUAAGAAGGUUGUGGAUAUUUCAGCACGUACUACACAGAGAACUGCAUCUUCCAGUAGCUUGGGAUCCCUUGAUGAAAAUUCGGUGGAACUCAAAAGGGCAAAUUCUGGAAGCUUGAUUGACUUCAAUGCUGAUCCUGAACCUCCUAUGGCUGCAGCUGCACCACAAGCACAAUCAACACCACCACCUACAAGUCAGUCAGUUCCACAUCCAGCAAUGAGUUCAUCGACUGAUAGCAACAGUUGGGCUUCUUUUGACUUUGCUUCACAAGAAAAGGUAUCUCAGGCUCAGCCAAAUAUGAACACACUGGAAUUUGUAUUGUCCCAAUUAUCAUCUCCAGUAGCUCCACCCGUCGGCAAUAUUUCAACAUUGCCUGUUAGUAUUGGAGUGGCAACUAUACCUGUUGGUAAUGUGUCAACAUUACCAUCUAGUGCUGGUCCCACAGCUGCUCCUUUAGGCAUCUCAACAUCACAAGUUGGUGGUGCUCCUGCAGUUGCAAUAUUGGGCAACAUGUCAACGUUUCCUGUUCGUGGCAGUGCUCCAACAGCUGCACAUGGAGGCAUGAUGUCAAGUAGUAGUGAUUCCUUUACCAAGGAUACUGAUGGGGGGCAGUGGCCAACCGGGCAGCAGCAUCAUCAGCAUUCUCUAUUUACUACCUCAGAUAGUCAAUCUACCGCACAGCAGGCCACUCCAUCAGUUAGUGGAGCUCCAAGUGAUCAUCUCACUCCAGUUAUUGGAGCUCCAAAUAACCAACUCACUCCUUCAGUUAGCGGAACUCCAACUAAUCAGCCAUGGGGUUAUUCACUUGCACCAAAUGUGCCGGGAACUUCAAGUACUCCAACUACUCAAUCAUCUCAAACAAAACCGGUCCAAGGUGCCAGUUCUGGAGUUGCAUCACAACCUGCCCCUGUGGAAGCAAAAUCUAGUGGAAGAAAUGCUCUCUCAGAGGACCUCUUCACCUCAGCCUAUUCAUUAGUUCCUGCAGUUCCAGGUUGGCAAACUGGUCCACCCCGGGGGAUGGAAUUUGGCAUGCAAUAUCCUACUGCAGCGCCAAUGUCUGCCUUUCCCCAUUCAGUACAAUCAAACAACCCGUUUGAUCUCAACACUGAACCAAGUUUAGUUCAGGCCCCAACGUUUCCUUCCAUGGCAUCACUGCAAGGAGCACUACCAAACAUGGCAAGACCAACGGGCUUAUUGCGUAGUUCCAGCCUUGAUACCCCGUCAUCAAGGUGGAUGCAUCCACAAUCCCCAUCUUAUGCAUCAGCCCUGCAUCCCCAGUCGCCAUCUUAUGCAUCAGCAAUGCCUCCAAGUGCAUACAUGGGGCAACAGGCAUCCAGUAAUAUGCAUCCCUUUGGACACCAAGGAUCUGGGCGUUUUGGCAACGAUGGAGCUGCUUUUGGGAGCUUGAAUAGAGAUCAGCAACUACCUGGCAGAUACUCACAACCUGCUACGCCAAGUUCUUUUUCUUCCCUCGGAGGAAACCCAUUUGGAUAGAUAGAAGUACAAAGGCUUUUGAUGACAUUUUCUGAUCAGCAUCUUCUUGUUACAACUACAGCCUCGUAACAUCAUGGGGAAAAGUUUGAUUCUGUUCUGAUUGAAGAUCACCUGAAAUGAUGAGAAUGAGAGUCAUCUUCAUACAUCUUUGCCCUUUUAAGGUGUAACUUGUAGUACGAAAAAAGAGCAGAGACAAAAAAGGAUAAGACUGUCUGGAGAGGGGCAGUGAUGGAUGGCAUUUCCAUGGGAGUACACAUUUCU
This is a messenger RNA of Telopea speciosissima, 2628 nucleotides long. Its product is annotated as probable ADP-ribosylation factor GTPase-activating protein AGD14. The record is from RefSeq and is a predicted model, not a curated record. Gene Ontology annotation, molecular function: GTPase activator activity. NCBI's taxonomy places the organism in Eukaryota, Viridiplantae, Streptophyta, Magnoliopsida, Proteales, Proteaceae. The coding region runs from base 22 to 2367 and encodes 781 amino acids. The transcript has 15 exons.